AUAUGAAUGUAGGCUGAAGUCAGAAAAUGGCAAGAAAGUCUUCAGAGAGAGAUCCAAUCAAAGCUUCACACUCCAAGAGCAACCUCUGAUACGACUGACGCCGCUCAGCAGACAAAUCCAUUGUGAGGUCAUAAGAGAAGUGAAACUAGAGUGCUCUGUCAACGAACCCUACACUGUUGAGUUGUACUCAGUACUCAGUACUCAAAACUUUGAAGUCUUAGGCACAGGUAAUUCUAUCAGCUACCCGUUUCUCAUCCCCAUCUGUGAAAAAACGAAACAUACAUUCACCUGUCAAGUGUCCGGCCGCAAAGAAUUAAAACGAACUACGCUGGAGAUAACUACAGGAGAUCCUGUUUGUGAAGAUGUUGUAUUUGGUACUGGAAAUCUUGGCCAGAUGGCCGUCGGUUCCUGUGAACGUGACGAGGUGGGAGAGAGGAAAGGAGUUUGUCAGGAAGAUGGAUCAUGGAGAGAAGUUGAAAACAACUGUAUCCUAGGACCGGUUCAGGAGCUGCUCCUGCAGUCUGAGUUCUUGGAUGCCAAUUCACUGCCAGGUUUCUUGGACACACUCAGCGAUGUCACCGUCAACUUCACUGAGGAAGUGGUUAAAUCUCCCACAAACAUAAAUGCCAUUGUUGAUAUACUCAGCAAUGUUGCAAAUACAUCCCUACCUAUUAAUAGUGACUUAGCAGAGGAUAUCCUUCUCACUGCAUGUGUCCUCACCACAUAUGGUGCAUGGAAAACCUGGGAGUCCCUGAACAAUGACACAAGAAAUGCCUCACAGAUGAGAAGAAUCUACACAUUCUUGCAGUCACUGGAGACUAUAACAGAACUUUCCUUUGUCCUGGAUAUAGACUUUGACAAAUCCUUCAAUGAAGAAUCAAAUGAUGUUUUCGUCAAUGCAAGCAGAGCUAUUCAAAAGCAAUGUCGGACUCCACAAUCAUCUUGUCAGUUAAGUGGAUUCAGGCCGGGAAGCACCAUCGGAGAUUAUACCAUAAGAGGAGCUUCAUUAUCAGACACAGAGCUUCAAGCUAUACAAACAGGGAUCUUUCUAGACCUGUCGGAAACCUACCCUAUAAUAUUUGACAGUCAGUCAUCCUUAAAGUUGGAACCGACUACAGUUAUCUCACAGCAAAAGGCAACUGUGACAUGUGGUCCUCCUCCAGCUGAUCUCAAUUUAGGAACCAACUGGACUGCAGAGUGGAGGUUCAACAACAGACCAAUAACCAGAGAUGAAAACCUCUAUGAAUUUUCAAAAGUGAAUGAAGAAGCAGUGUUAACUCUGAAAAGAUUCUUUGGUACAGACAUUGGUCAAUAUGAAUGUAGGCUUAAGUCUGGCCAGAAAAUCUUCAGAGAGAGAUCCAAUCGAAACUUUACACUCCAAGAGCAACCUCUGAUACAACUGACGCCGCUCAGCAGACAAAUCCAUUGUGAGGUCAUAAGAGAAGUGAAAAUAGAGUGCUCUGUCAACGAACCCUACACUGUUGAGUUAAGAAACUCGACUGGAGUCUUAGGCACAGGUAAAUCUAAUAUAAGCUACAAUAUUACCAUCAACUGUGACGACAUGGAACAUACAUUCACCUGUCAAGUGUUCGGCCACGAAGAAUCAAAACGAACUACGCUGGAGAUAACUACAGGAGAUCCUGUUUGUGAAGAUGAUGUAUUUGGUACUGGAAAUCUUGGCCAGAUGGCCGUCGGUUCCUGUGAACGUGACGAGGUGGGAGAGAGGAAAGGAGUUUGUCAGGAAGAUGGAUCAUGGAGAGAAGUUGAAAACAACUGUAUCCUAGGACCGGUUCAGGAGCUGCUCCUGCAGUCUGACUUGUUGGAUGCCAAUUCACUGCCAGGUUUCUUGGACACACUCAGCGAUGUCACCGUCAGCUUCACUGAGGAAGUGGUUAAAUCUCCCACAAACAUAAAUGCCAUUGUUGAUAUACUCAGCAAUGUUGCAAAUACAUCCAUACCUAUUAAUAGUGACUUAGCAGAGGAUAUCCUUCUCACUGCAGGUGUCCUCACCACAGAUGGUGCAAGGGAAACCUGGGAGUCCCUGAACAAUGACACAAGAAAUGCCUCACAGACGAAAAGAAGCUUCACAUUCUUGCAGUCACUGGAGACUAUAACAGGUCUCAUUAAUGAUGUCUCUUUAGCAAUUGACACACCUUCUAUUCUCUUAAACAAAACUACAUUCACAGACUCUUUCAAUGCCAGCUUUAAUUCUUCAGUGACGAUAGUUAUAUCAGAACCUGGUGAAGGAGAGAAGAAUAUCACUGUGAUGACAUUUGCUUCAAUGGAUAACGUUCUCCCUGCGAGAGACGAAGCAAAUUCCUCCAGAUUUGACAUCAAUGGGAGAGUCGUUCUUGUUCAGACCAGCAUUGGAAACAGCCCCAUUAAUAUUUCCUUUACAUUUAACCUCAAUAACCCUUCACUGGUGGACCCACAGUGUGUAUUCUGGAACUUCAGCCUCUUUGAUGAUCGGGGGGGAUGGGACAACGAAGGCUGUAUGCUUGUAGAAAUUAAAAAUGGAAGCGUCACCUGCAACUGCAACCACCUGACCUCCUUCUCCAUCCUUAUGUCGCCCUUCGUUAACUGCGAAGUGUGUUCUCUGAUAACAUUUAUUGGAGUUGGCAUAUCCAUGGCCUCCUUGGUCAUAUGCUUAAUAAUUGAGGCUGUCAUAUGGAGAAAAAUUAGAAGGAACACCACAUCUUACCUGCGUCAUGUCUCCAUUGUUAACAUCGCCGUGUCUCUCCUGAUUGCAGACAUUUGGUUUAUCAUAGGGGCUUCUAUUUCAAAAGCAUCGGGUGAUAACCGUGACGCAUGCUCUGCAGCUACAUUUUUCAUCCAUUUUUUCUACCUAGCCAUGUUCUUCUGGAUGUUAGCCUUAGCUCUUCUGUUGCUUUACCGCACAGUCAGUGUCAUUGUUGGAGGUUUGUCCAAAAGAUCUAUGCUGGCUAUUGGAUUCUCUGUAGGCUACGGAGGGCCUAUUAUCAUUGCGGUCAUAACUAUAGCUGCCACUGCACCCAGUGAAAGGUACAAACAAGGUAAAUUCUGCUGGCUCAACUUUACAGGGUCCUUCACCAUAAUAGCCUUUGUGUUGCCUGCUCUGACGAUAGUGCUGUUUAACCUCAUCGUCUUGAUUGUGGUAUUAUUCAAAAUGCUGAGGAGAAGGGCAGUGACAGACUCUGCCCAAGCAGGUCAGAGGAAUGUUUUAUUGCUUAUUGCAAGGACCCUGGCUGUCCUCACACCAUUAUUUGGAUUAACUUGGGGUCUGGGAAUUGGAACCCUGGCCGACCCAGAAAAUCAAGGCAUCCACAUUGCUUUUUCAUUCUUCAAUUCACUGCAGGGUUUCUUCAUAUUGGUGUUUGGACUGCUGCUGGACAAAAAGGUGCGGUCAGAAAUAGCAAUAAAGUCACAGAUAUCCGGAAGUGGCACCAGUAGCACCAGUGCUGGAAACUCAUCGAGUGCAUUUGGAUUUCUCCGGCUCUGGAGACAAGGAAGAGAUGGUAACAACAUCUCAUCCAACGACUCUAAUGUGACUCAAUCUCUCAACCCUUCAUAAUGUUUGCAGAGCACUUCAACCAGUCCGCUCUGAAAGACAACCAACGGAGCUUUUUUCUCCAACGUUACGACAACUAAUCAUGAAUACGGUUUUCUUUUUAAAGCUGCUGCACAGCUUACAACUCUGUUAUACAUACAAGCAUUUAUAUAUAUAUUAUUACAUUAAUUUAUGUUGGAUAAAUAGUAUUAAUUAUCUUCUUUGAGAAAGGAGUUUCAUGUACUUGCUAUAGGUCAGGAGAUAUACUCUGGAAAAUGUGUGUCGUCAUUCUCAUUUCUGACCACUAGAGGCAGAAGUGCACCGAUAUUUUCUUUCAGGUCCAUAUGGUUCUUGAUGCACUUAAAAAAACAAAACAUGUAGCUACAUAUAAAAGGCAUUAAUCUUAAUAAGUGAUCUUAUAUUACUGUGUUUUUGUCAUAUAAUAAAUACUUUUUGAAUGCAGAGACUUUAAUAACCUGUUUUACA
Molecule: messenger RNA, 4012 nt
Organism: Labrus bergylta (ballan wrasse)
Lineage: Eukaryota; Metazoa; Chordata; Actinopteri; Labriformes; Labridae
Source: RefSeq, a predicted model, not a curated record